UUAAUGUUUCAAUUAUUUAAAAAUCGUUGAAGGUGGUCGCCCCCUCUCCCUCUAUUUAACCGCCAAACUCAACCCUACAAAAAUCCCCCCUUCCAACUGCAAACAAAUCUCUCUCUCUCUCUCUCUCUCUCAUAGCAUUAAAAUGGUGCCAUCUCCGGCUCCUCUGCGCACGAAGAAAACCCGGGCCGUGGGAGUUCCGGUGAUCGAUUUCAGGCAGGAGAGAUCGAAAGUCACCGGAUUAAUCCUGCAAGCGUGCCAGGACUUCGGAUUUUUCCAAGUCGAAAACCACGGAAUCUCCCAAGAGAUCAUCUCGAGAGUGGAAAGCGAGGGCCGCAAUUUCUUCGCCAAAGCUGCAUGCGACAAGCAACGCGCCGGCCCGCCCACGCCCUUCGGCUACGGCUGCAAGAACAUCGGAUUCAACGGCGACAAAGGCGAGCUCGAAUAUCUCCUGCUCGAGGCCAAUUCUCUCUCCAUUUCUCGUAGAUCCAAAUCCAUCUCUUCCGAUCCCAACACCUUCAGCGGCGCAGUGAAUGAUUACAUAGAAGCAGUUAGGAAGAUGACAUGCGAGAUUCUAGAAAUGGUGGGUGAAGGCCUGUGGGCCCAGGAUAAAUCUAUUUUUAGUAAGCUUAUCGAAGAUGGAAGCAGCGAUUCCUGCUUCCGGAUCAAUCACUAUCCUUCAGUCAAUGCCGCUGCCGACAUCGACGACGAUGAUUGGCGGACUCACCCCAAACCGUUGGACGACCCGUCCAAGAUCCGGAUCGGGUUCGGCGAGCAUUCGGACCCCCAGAUCCUCACCAUCCUCAGAUCCAACAACGUCGCGGGCCUCCAGAUCCUCUCCGGGGACGGGUUGUGGGUCCCCGUCCCGCCCGACCCGCACAACUUCUGCGUCUUCGUCGGCGACGCCUUUCAGGCCCUCACCAACGGCAGAUUCACGAGCGUGCGGCACAGGGUGGUGGCGCGCUCGGCCAAGGCGAGGAUGUCGAUGAUGUAUUUCGCGGCGCCGCCUCUCGCCGCCACCAUCUCGCCCAUGCCGGAGCUGCUCUCCGCCCAAAAUCCGAGUAUUUAUAGGGCCUUCACGUGGGGGGAGUAUAAGACCACCGCUUAUUCAUUGAGAUUGGCAGAUCAUCGUCUCGACCUCUUUAGAAAAUAAAAAUUAAUCAACAUUUUAGUAUUUAUUUAGUAGUAAUUAAUUAUAUUUUGGUGUUUCGGUUUCAAAGCUUUGAAGUAAUUAAGAGGGGCGGGUGUAGUUGCACAUGUACAUGUUCUAUACAAAACUUUUAGUUUUUGUGCAACGGUUUUAAUUAUAUAUAUAGAAGGUAAUUAAGUUUUGAUGUGA
This is a messenger RNA of Salvia miltiorrhiza (redroot sage), 1336 nucleotides long. RefSeq names its product gibberellin 2-beta-dioxygenase 2-like. The transcript is spliced from 2 exons. Bases 143 to 1150 code for a protein of 335 amino acids. Lineage: Eukaryota; Viridiplantae; Streptophyta; Magnoliopsida; Lamiales; Lamiaceae. Gene Ontology annotation, biological process: response to light stimulus; gibberellin catabolic process. The record is from RefSeq and is a predicted model, not a curated record.